CAAAUAAUCAUGUUCCAUUGCCUUGUGGUCUUUUUGCUGUACUCCGUAUUACUUAUCCAUCCGGCCAUAGAGCAGAACGUGCAGCCCGAGGUCCGGCUGCAGCUGGAGCCCAACCGUGCCAUCAUCUCGAAAGAUGCCCAUAUUCAUUAUCUCGAUGGCAGUGGAAGGCCUAAAGAGGUUGAUUCCUUUGCCGAUCACCAGGGAAGAGUCUUCUAUGGCGAUGCCUGGGUAUCUUCCACGAACAGCUCGUGGCAUCCAGCUGGCCGAGCCCGUGUGUAUCUGAUCCGUGAUGGAGACAAUCCGUUGUUUGAGGGGACUGUAAAUCUGUUUAGUCGGUACUAUGAGCUCAAAGCCGUCACCGCCGUCGAUGGCUCGAACAAUACCUCCAUCACGCACGUGGAGAUCACCGCGCCCGAUGGAGUCCUGGACCAGUUGCGAGACUUACCUACACGUACAGUGCAGGAUAGUCGCACUUUUAGGGAUGUCACUGUCUCGGCAGCCGCAGGAGUCGUGACGCAUGGCCGGGUUUCAUCGCGCCAGUACAUGGAAAAUUUCGACGAGGUGCUCCAACACAUUGGCAGCACUGCCGGAUGUCCCACCUCGCGAAGGAUUGCUCUCAUUGGCCUGGCCACGGAUUGCACCUUUCGAGAUACCUUUGGGUCGAGUGAAGAAAUGCGACGAGGACUCAUCGGCAUGGUCAAUGCAGCUUCAGAAGUGUUUGAGCGGACUUUCAACAUCUCCCUUGCCAUCAGAAACCUCACCAUCAAUGACGAAGCCUGCCCUGAGCAUGCUUCCGAGACCACGCCCUGGAACGUACAGUGUUCCGCUGGGGACAUAGACUGGCGUCUCCGACAGUUUGCCUCCUGGAGAGAGACCCAAGACGAGACGAAUGCCUACUGGACCUUGAUGACAAACUGUCCAACCAACAAUGUGGUGGGUGUGUCUCUGGUCGGGGGGCUGUGCAACCUCAAUCAAGGUGCCAACGUCGUGGCGCGCACUUUGAAUCAAUGGCAGGUUUUUGCCCACGAAUCUGGGCAUAUGUUUGGAGCGAUCCACGACUGCGAAUCCCCGGCCUGCUCUUCGUCUCGCCAGCAAUGCUGUCCCCUUUCCUCCUCCAUAUGCGACGCAUCUGGUGCCUAUCUGAUGAACCCAUCGUCAUCUUCUCGACAGACCACAUUCUCACCCUGCAGCAUUGGGAACAUAUGUUCCUUGAUCGGCAACCGACAGGUGCGAGCCUCGUGCCUUGCGGAUGAUAGCGACCGCAACCUAACUAUGAUCACAGCAGACGGGUGCGGAAAUGGUAUCGUCGAGGAAGGGGAGGAGUGCGACUGUGGUGGACAUUGUGAGGAGGACGCAUGCUGCGAUGGGGUCACAUGCCGCUUCAGGGAGGGGGCAGGCGCUCAGUGUCAGAGAGAUAAUGGAAGUCAAUGUCAAGGCGACAGCUGUAACAAUCAGCAGUCAGCACACUCUUGGUUCGACCGCUACCGGUCGCUGAUAAUUGGACUGGUUGCUGGAAUCGGCGGAGGGUUGGUUCUUGGGUUGUUGAUUGUCUUGAUCUGGUCCUGCACUACUCCUCGUCAUCGCGCGGGGUCCAGAAAGCGCGUGGCUGCGGCAGCCCAGGGGUAGUCUGCGUCGCACAGUUCAAAGCCAGAAGAAGUCUAAUUAACAAUAUUCAUUCCUGCGUUAGCUUUAGAG
This is a messenger RNA of Aspergillus uvarum CBS 121591, 1695 nucleotides long. RefSeq names its product zincin. Gene Ontology annotation, molecular function: metalloendopeptidase activity. The record is from RefSeq and is a predicted model, not a curated record. Bases 10 to 1626 code for a protein of 538 amino acids. NCBI's taxonomy places the organism in Eukaryota, Fungi, Ascomycota, Eurotiomycetes, Eurotiales, Aspergillaceae. Gene Ontology annotation, biological process: proteolysis. The transcript has 4 exons.